Molecule: messenger RNA, 2749 nt
Organism: Rotaria sordida
Lineage: Eukaryota; Metazoa; Rotifera; Eurotatoria; Philodinida; Philodinidae
Source: the annotation of a GenBank genome assembly
AUGGAUAAACCAGAUGAUUCAUUACUAUGUCCAAUAACACUUGGAUUAUUUCGUGAUCCAGUCCUAGCUCAAGAUGGUCAUACCUAUGAAAGAGAAGCUAUUGUAGAAUGGAUUCAAAAAGAGGGUCGAAGUCCAAUUACUGAUCAACCAUUAUCACUGGAACAUUUAUAUCCAAAUUAUGCUAUAAAAAAAGCAGUUGAUCAUUUUGAAAAAUCAUUAAAGAAUAAAAAUGAUCAAUAUAUUCUUGAUAUUGAUGUAAAAAAGAAAGCAGGUCGACCAUUAUUUCAAACAUUUGGUAAGACUAUUUAUUAUGCUGAAUGGUUACCAACAAAUAAUAAUCGUCCGGAAAUAAUACUUUUAAAAAUUGAUGGUGCUCAACGUGAUGAUAAUGAUGAAGAUGAAAAUAAUGCAGUGAUGCUAUUACAAGAACAUGCACCUAUGGGAAGUUUAUAUGAUUUAUUACAAGAACGAAAAAAAGUCCCUGUCGAAAAAAUUCUUGUGGAAAUAUUUUUACAGAUUAUCAAUGCAAUGAUUUUUCUAGCAUUUAAUGGUAUAGUUCAUGCUGAUUUAGCAUGUCGUAAUGUGCUUGUUUUUCGUUUUGAUGAAGAUAAUCCAAGAAAUAAUAUUGUUAAAAUAACUGAUUUUGGUCUUAGUCGACAUAGUAGAUUAUAUGCAUUAGCACUAGGUGCUGCAAAAACUACUUUAAAUAUUAUUCCUGUACGAUAUGUUGCACCGGAAAUAUUUUCAAAAAAUGUAACACAAGAUGAUUAUACAGAAAAAUCAGAUGUUUAUUCGAUGGGAGUUUUAAUGUGGGAAGCUUAUUCUCGAGGAACAAUUCCGUGGGCAAAAAUUAGUGAUGAUAACGAUGUUAUUCGACGUGUUAUUAGCAGUGAGUUGUUACCAAAGCCAUCAAAUUGUAGUGAAUCAUAUUGGUCCAUUAUCUGUAAAACUUGGUCAAAGUCACCGGCGAAUCGACCGACAUUCGCAGAAUUGAAACAUCUUUUAACAAAACAAUAUUAUGAUAUAUCACCUACACCACCAAAUAUAAGUAUGUGCUCAAUUACCUCUAAUAGUUUGAACAUAAAAAUUUCUUUUUUAAUAGUGCCUUUAACGACAUCCAUUUCAAGGUCAACGGAAGAAUUCAAAUUGGUGGAGAAGCAGUUUUUGGAUGGAUGGCCAAAUGAAUUAAGGACUCAAGUGAGAGUCAACGCAAUUCACAAGAUUAAUAAUCCAUCAUUUGAAUCACAAUAUCAAAAAUUCGUUCGUUCUAAUACAAAAUAUGCAACACAAGAACGUAUUGGAUGGCAUGGUACUUCAGCGAAAUGUCAUAACGGCAGUUGCAUGUUGGAGACAUGCAGUAUAUGUCAAAUUGUCCGAAACGGAUUUAAAAAAGAAUGUGCACGUAAAGAUACGAGGUCAUAUCGAUGUUGGGGUAAUGCUACUUAUUUUGCAAAUAUGAGUUUUGUCUGUCACAGUUACAAUGGUGCAUCACAACUCAGCAACUCAACCAUUCAGAGAUGCACGAUAAUGGCAAAAAUAAAUUAUGGAUACACGACUCGUGGAGAACCGGUGAUUAAGACUUGGAUGUCGCAGUCGUCUAUCGCCGAUUUCAUUGCAGAAAAGAAUUAUGACACCGUUGUAGUUAGUCGAAAAUAUUAUAUUGCUCCAACUGAAUAUCUAUUAUUAUACAAUAAUCUUGCUGCAGUGCCAACUUAUAUUGUGGUAUAUUUAGUUCAAACAAAUUCGUUGCAAGUACGCAUAUCAAAAGGUAAUUAUUGCUCGUUUCAUAAUGAAUACCACUGCUGUGAUGCCGGUUGUGAUGGACACUGGAACGCUGAGUGUUUAAAUAGCUUGCGUGGUCGAGACAUACGUGCCAAUUAUGAUAACCCAAUUGAUCAUCCUUAUUAUGUCAAUCCAAAAUAUGACGAUGUUCGCACUUCUUUCUAUAUGGAAAGUCCAUAUCCAUCCACUAGUUGGUCUAAUUCGUAGGGCACAUAACAGAGUGAGGAUGAGGGCAUCAAAGAGUGCGGAUGCCGCGGUGUCGCUAAUCUGAAUAAAUGAAAUGUUCAAGGGUAUAGAAAGAAACGCGUCGACAGGCUGGGGGUGGGUGUGGGGUAUGAGUGUAGGUGUGGGUGGGUGGGUGGGUGGGUGUGGGUGUCGGUGCGGAUGUGGAUGUGAAUUCAGGAAGGGCUCACAGCAUCAGCUAUACCCACACCCCACACCCGCCGAUAUGUAGCGCUACAACUGAACAGAGCCCGAUUUUUCGUUUCUCUUCUAGCUUGUGUUCUUAGAAAAUUUCUCUGAUGAAAUAUGAAAAAGCCAAUGGAUAUAGCUCCAGAAAAGUUAGUUUCUUGUAAAUAUUUAUGAGAAAAUCGAAAAAUCUGACUCGGUUAAGUUGUAGAGCUAAUUUUUGGCUUCAUUUUGACACCAAGUCUAGCUUUCUAGAGUUUUAAAUGGCGGAGAAAUCUGGAACGCACGGAAACUUAAAAAUCGAAACUCCUAUUUUGAGAAAAAACCAAAACUUUUUAGGAAAAAACUUAUUUUCUCCUAUGAGAGAUUCAGAGAAGCCUGCGCAAUAUCCUUAAAUCUCAUCAUAAAAUCAAUAAACUAUAGUCCAUUCGAAAGUAGACACUUAGCUCUAUCUAACGGACUAUAAAUCACAAAAUCGAUAAAUUUGACGAAAAUUGAUAUUUUUUGAGAAGGGGGCCCUCUUAAUGCAAUCUGAUGAGCUCUUGAGCAACGUCGAAAC